UGCCGGGUUUGUGAAAAAAUUCGCCACGAAAAAGUAGCAUCGCUUCCUACUUUUUAUCUGUUCGCGCGAAUAAGUUCGCCUACUGGAAAACGGGCUUACGUGGAAACUGGAAAACGUUAAAAAGGGAACUCCGUCAGCUUUCCAGGAAUACCUAAGGGCUAAGACAAUAUAGAAGACGCUUCAAAACCUUUCCGACUCAAAAGCUCUAACUUUUAUUUCGAAAUCAAUAGGUUUGGACUUUGUAACUUCUGUAUGCGAUGUAGUUUCAUUUUUGUGCUAAUACAAGUGCAAAAAACAAGAAGGAAACGAUAACGCAGCUAACGUACCCGGAAAUAAUCGGUUGAAAUGUGAACGUUUGUUAAACAAAAUGGCGAACUUUGAGUUAAGAUCGUGGCAACUGGCUUGCUAUAGUCUCAUCUUUAUAAUUGGUGUUCUUGGUAACGCUACCGUAAUCCUUGUUAUCAGAAAUAGUGGUCAGUCAGAGAAACAUCGUUUUCGUGACGUGCCUUUCAAUGUGUACCUCAUGGCGCUAGCUAUAGUCGACAUGUCAUUAUCAAUAGUAUGUCUACCAGUGUAUAUAAUGAGUACAAGCGCUUUUCCUCAUCCUACUGGUGUCGGAGGUGAUGUAUUCUGUAAACUGAUCACAGGAGAUGUUCCUCAGUUUUGGCUGGCGGGCGUCUCAAUAUAUUUAUUAGUUGUUAUCAGCUUUGAACGGUAUACGGCUAUUUCAAAACCAUUCACGACGCGUUUGGGCAAGACAAGGAAGACCUACGUAUACAUAGCUUUAGCGUGGUUCUUUGGUUUUGCCAGAGAAUUGCCGGUUAUAGUUGGAGUUCGCUACAGUACAGCUACAAACGCUACAGUUGGAACAAGUUGUUAUUACUGGCCAAAAAAACUGCCUAAUAUAUUCAUAUUCUCGAUUCUUUUCAUCAGUCAAUAUCUUGCUCCAGCCGUGAUAUUUCUUAUAAAUUUCCACCGUAUUAGGAAGCGUAUAAACCGUCUGGAUAAGACGCUAAAAACUGCCCUAGGAGAUGCAAGACAACUUGUCAAAAUCAUGAAGAACAAAGCGAGAAGUAUAAGAAUUGUGCUCAUGGUUUUGAUAACAUUUUUAAUAUGUUGGACACCGAAUAAUAUCAUGUAUCUCUUGUUUCAAUAUGGUAACGUGUCAGCCGUUGAAUGGAAUUCAGAUUAUUAUAAAUUUGGGAUCAUUCUGGGGUUUUCAUCGUGUUGCAUUAAUCCUUUUUUAUACGCGUUUCAAAGCAAACAGUUUCGAAUUCAUUGUGGAAAACUUUUUCGGAAAAUUUUCAAGAUCGGUAAAAAAAGAACAACCUCUAGAUGCAAGCCAGAGUUUCACUGCCUCAACAGGACAAGGUACCCAACUGAACACAGUAAUACUGAACACACUGAAACGCUAAGUAUUUAGACAUUCUAAAAUAACUACAGUUAAUUUUAAAAACAGAAAAAUAGCGCGAAUUAAUUCAUCACGUAAUUGAUUAUUCACUACGGGAGCAAUAUCACUGUAUUCAUCUAGUUUACCUUUCAUUCUCUAACA
This is a messenger RNA of Dendronephthya gigantea, 1552 nucleotides long. Its product is annotated as neuromedin-B receptor-like. Lineage: Eukaryota; Metazoa; Cnidaria; Anthozoa; Malacalcyonacea; Nephtheidae. The record is from RefSeq and is a predicted model, not a curated record. Gene Ontology annotation, biological process: G protein-coupled receptor signaling pathway. Gene Ontology annotation, cellular component: membrane. Bases 368 to 1423 code for a protein of 351 amino acids. The transcript has a single exon. Gene Ontology annotation, molecular function: G protein-coupled receptor activity.